GAAUACUACAAAGUAUAGCAUAAGUAGUAAUAUUGCGUAAGUAAUAAAUUCUGUCCUGCAUAAGGAUUUAUGUGACAUGGCACCAAUCACAGUUCAUAAUUUUUUAAUUUACACUCAAAAUUGUUAAGCUAAUAAAUUUUCGUCGCUAAUAAACAAUUGUGCGAUCACUUCUAAUUUAAGUGAGAACAUUGAUAAAAUUUGAUUUUAUAAAUAUUCGAGAUGUUUUAUAAUUAUCAACUGUGAAUCAAUUUCUUUUCAAAAUGGCAGAAAAUCUUUCCAAACGGCCCCCCAAGGGAAUUUUAAAAUCAUCUAGCUUUGAUAAACCGGAUUUACCCAGAUCAAACAAAGAAACAAAAUGGGAUGAAAUGAAUAUAAUUGCAACAUUGCAUCCACCAGGAAAAGAUUAUGGCCAUAUCAAGAUUGAUGAACCAAAAACUCCAUACAGCUAUGAAGGCCUGCCCGGUGAAUUUGAAUUUGAUGAAUUAGAUUCUGCUACAAUUGCUGCCAAAAUUUUAUACCAGGAUUGGCUUAAAUGAGGAAGCUAUCAAAUUUAAAUUAUGCAACUAUUCUCUACUAAGCUGCAGCAUCUCCAUGUAGGGUAUAACAUUGUUACAUACAUAAUGCUGAACUAUUGAUGUUGGAGUUGAAUAUUAAGAAUAAAAUGAGGGUAUGCAAAUGUAUGUAGAAAUUUGAUGUUGAUUUAUUCUUUUUAUUGGAAUAAAUCUUCAUUGUAAUUCUACACAAAAAGAGGUACUUGUGUGGAAAAUUGCUUCAAUUCCUCAGAAAAAUGUUAUUUAAAUUUCCAAAAUUCGGGUAAA
This is a messenger RNA of Apis dorsata (giant honeybee), 818 nucleotides long. Its product is annotated as protein phosphatase inhibitor 2-like. Lineage: Eukaryota; Metazoa; Arthropoda; Insecta; Hymenoptera; Apidae. The record is from RefSeq and is a predicted model, not a curated record. The transcript is spliced from 4 exons. Bases 261 to 536 code for a protein of 91 amino acids. Gene Ontology annotation, molecular function: protein phosphatase inhibitor activity. Gene Ontology annotation, biological process: regulation of signal transduction.